Molecule: messenger RNA, 1473 nt
Organism: Penicillium pulvis
Lineage: Eukaryota; Fungi; Ascomycota; Eurotiomycetes; Eurotiales; Aspergillaceae
Product: FAD-binding oxidoreductase
Exons: 2
Coding region: 1-1473 (490 amino acids)
Molecular function (GO): FAD binding
Source: RefSeq, a predicted model, not a curated record
AUGAUUCCCUGGAGAUCUUUCAUUGUUUUCAUAGCUCUCUUCGCAAAGGCAGCCCAAUCACACGCCAAUGCAACAUGGGUAGCCUGCGAUACCCUCCACACAAAACUGCCGGGCGCAGUCUACUUCCCCGGGUCGACGGGCUACACCGACUCUUUAGCUUCGUAUUUCAGCAGAGAAGAGCAAGAACUUGAGCCAUCAUGUGUGAUAAAACCGACGAAGUCCAGUGAGGUAUCGACGGCAAUUCAAACGUUGCACUUAUUUCUCAAUUCCGGGGUCCAGUUUGCCGUGCGUGGUGGAGGACACACGCCAUACGCCGGCGCAGCCAACAUCGAUAAAGGCGUAACACUGGACCUCAGUCUCAUGAACCAAGUCAAGCUUAGUGCAGAUCGCCAGACUGUUGAGCUUGGACCAGGGGGGAAAUGGAGGAAAGUCUGGAAGGCACUUGAUCCUUACAAUGUGACUGUUACCGGAGGAAGAGACUCGGACGUUGGAAUUGGGGGAUAUCUCCUUGGAGGUGGUCUGAGCUACCUGGGCCCAAUCCUAGGGUGGGGUUGCGAUAAUAUCCUUGAAUACGAGAUUGUCCUGGCUAGUGGCAAGAUUGUCACUGUGGAUGAGAGUUCCUAUCCUGACCUGUUCCUGGCGCUGAAAGGCGGCGGGAAUAAUUUUGGAAUUGUUACCAAGUAUACCAUGAGUACCUACCCUCUUGGGAAGUUCUGGGGAGGUUUCAUUGCUUAUGAGGCCGACCAAUGGUCUACGCAGACAUUGGCUUUCUCGAGGUUCAUGGGUGCUAAGCCGUAUGAUCCUCAUGCCGCCAUGAUUCAGAGUUAUGGCUGGUCAUCUACGUAUGGAGGCUCGAUUAGCAAUGGUCUGGCGUAUACCAAGCCGGUGGCGUAUCCAGCUGCUUUCCAGGGUCUUGCAAACAAUGCCACCUCUAUUUCCAAUGCCUUGCGCAUUGAUACUAUGGAGUCAUUCGCUGCAGAGACGGAUAGCUACCAGUCAUAUAACCAACGACAAACCUGGUACACGACAACGUUUGCACACACCCCAGACAUCUACUCAACCAUUUACAAGAUCUACAACGCAUCUAUCGCAGGAAUUACCAGCGUUCCCGCAAUGAACUGGUAUCUAACUCUCCAACCAUCUCCUGUUCUGAACCGCGUGAACAGUCUAGGAUUGGAUACGGGAGAGGAAAGACUCGGCAUUGCCCUCAUAACAGCCUACUACAAUGAUACUUCCGCCGAUCAGCACGUCGAUCUCGCAGCAAGGAAGUUGAUUCUGAAUAUCGAGGCGGCUACCAAGGAAGCUGGGGCAUACCGCCCUUAUAAAUAUUAUAAUUACGCGGGAGCCGGACAGGCUGUGAUCGAUGGGUAUGGGUAUGAGAGCAAAGGUAAUCUACAGGCCGUGAGCAAGAAGUAUGACCCGCAGGGUCUUUUUCAGAAGGGCCUUCCGGGUGGCUUUAAGCUUUCUAAUUGA